AGCUGAUGAUAAUUCAUGGCUUCUUUUCACUCUCCUGCCGGCUGCAGGGAGGUGCAGAAAGCCGUGAACACUGCCCAGGGGCUCUUCCAGAGGUGGACAGAGCUCUUGCAAGAUCCCUCCAUCGCCACAAGAGAAGAAAUCGACUGGACCACUAAUGAGCUCAGGAACAACCUGCGGAGCAUCGAGUGGGACCUGGAAGACUUGGAUGAAACCAUUAGCAUUGUCGAGGCAAACCCGCGGAAAUUCAACCUUGAUGCCACGGAGCUGGGGAUCCGCAAAGCCUUCAUCACCAGCACACGGCAGGUGGUCAGGGACAUGAAGGAUCAGAUGUCAAACUCUUCCAUGCAAGCACUGGCUGAAAGAAAAAACAGGCAGGCACUCCUAGGAGAGAGUGGGAGUCAGAGUUGGAGCUCUGGACCUGACAAAUACAGCCGUCUGGACCGGGAGCUGCAAUUAGCAAAUUCACAUUUCAUCGAGGAGCAGCAAGCUCAACAACAGCUGAUUGUGGAGCAGCAGGAUGAGCAGUUGGAGCUGGUCUCUGGCAGCAUCGGGGUGCUGAAGAACAUGUCCCAGCGCAUUGGCGGGGAGCUGGAAGAGCAAGCAGUGAUGCUGGAUGACUUCUCCCACGAGUUAGACAGCACUCAGUCGCGCCUUGAUAACGUCAUGAAGAAACUCGCCAAAGUGUCUCACAUGACGAGUGAUCGACGGCAGUGGUGUGCAAUUGUUGUCCUCUUCGUCAUCUUGCUAGUGGUGCUCAUCCUGUUUUUUGUCCUGUGAUGACAAAAACUGAACUUCCUGGGACGCCCCCUCCCCGCCCCCUCGCCCCGGCAGCGCGGGGAAAUGAAACUCUCCCCGUUUCCGUCCGCCCACAGAGAUCCCCAGCUCUCACCAUCCUCCUCCAAGGACUGCGGCUCGGCUGCGCCGGCAUCUCCCCUGGCCCCGGGGCGAGGGGGUGGAGGGCUGGAGCCGCCUCCUCCCGUGCUGCGGUGCACUCUGGACCCGGGCUCCGGGUCUGGACCCACGGAGCUGGAGGGGGACCCGAGCCCCGCGCUUCCACGCGGUGCAGGUAGGAGCCGGUGGGAGGUGGACACAGAGCAGCGAGCCCUGGGGAGGAAUUACUGAAUUCACUGAGCAUUACAAACUGCAUUGCCAGUGCCAGCCCCAAGCAUUACUGGGAAGGGUGAAACCCUCCGAGCUACGGCAAGGGAGGGGAGCCCUGGCCCUGCUCCCCCUGCCCCUCCCUGCCUCCUGUGGGCGGGCUCUGUAGCACCAAUUCACUGCCAAGAGAGAGAGCACGAUGAGUCCUACCAGAGCUUUCCUACCCUCUGCAGUGGGCAGGGGGCAGAGCUGUAGGGUUUUUUGUCCUGCCAUCAGCCACCCAGGCCCCGUCAGACACCCCAGAGCUUCAGCCCUGGGGUGCUGCACACCGAACGCUGGCAAUCAGCCGUGAGCCAGAGAGGAAGAGUCUUGAAGCUUUUGAACUUGCCUCCCUCAUUAUACAGGCCUCUAAAGCUCGUUGACUGAUGCUUUCUUUGCCCUUGUAUAACUGAGUCACUGCUUCUGUUUAACAGCUGCUUCCCUUUGGCAAGUGAUUUGUCAGGUCUAAAAUAACUUAUUUUUUUUAAGAAAAAAAAAAACUUUAAAGAUUUUUUUGAUGAGCAUUAGAGCCAUGUUCUCUCUGUGGGUGCACAACACACAGGAUCAGAGGAACAGUGCUCAGUGGUGUAUUUUAAGUGUAUAUGAACUUGUAAAUAGGAUGUCUUAAUUUUUCCCAACCCCUAUUUUUUGGACACCUCUGUUGUAAGCAACCAAAAGGUGCAGGAGAUUCAUAGCUA
Molecule: messenger RNA, 1835 nt
Organism: Cyanistes caeruleus (blue tit)
Lineage: Eukaryota; Metazoa; Chordata; Aves; Passeriformes; Paridae
Source: RefSeq, a predicted model, not a curated record